AGGCGAGUAAACGCCAAACAAAAAGCCACCUGUUUCUCUCGUAGAAACCCACCACAUUCUUGUGAUCAAAUUGCUCAAAAAACCUUUCUCUUUUUCACCAUUUCAAUCUUCACUUCUAUCCAUUUUCUUUUUUUACAAUUGGGUCUGUCUGUCUGUCUGUCUGUCUAUAAAGUGAGAAUCUAUUCUUCUUAGCUAUUUUUGCAACCUCACAGAUGACACAAAUCUGAACAAAACCCACCGUUUCUUUCUUCAUCUUUUCCAAAUCAAGAAAAGAUGAACACUACAAACCUUGCUUUCUUCAUCCGCAAUUUGCUUCUUUAAUCAACAUUUAUCUUUCUUUUUUCUGGGUUUUGAUAAAAAAUUGAUCUUUUUUCUGGGUUUUAUCAAAAAUUUGAUUUUGUUUUCUGGGUUUUGUUAACAAUUUGAUUUUUUUUUUCUGGGUUUUGAUAAAAUAUUGUUUUUAUUUUCUGGGUUUUGAUAAAAAUUUGAUUUUUUUUAAUCUAUGGCUGCUGGUCCUGAAAUUGGUGUUGAAUCACCCGAUCAAUCUCCACCGAAAAUUGAGGUUUCUGUGGUCAAGAGUGUGGAUAGUGAGAGUGUUGAUUUCGUGAAUUCCGAUGAUAAUAAUAAUAAUAAUAAUAAUAAUAAUGUUAAUGGGUCUGUUGUUGAGACCAAAAAAGGGUCUGAUUUGGGUCCAAAAUCAGAAAUGAAAAUGCAAGAGUUUGUUGAUAUGUUGUCAUCUUUGAAAUUGAAUCCCAUGGCUAAGGAAUUCUUUCCUUCAUACUCGAUUAUUGAUCGAAAUCGUGAUCAAUCCGAGUUUGCAAUCAAUUACUUUGUUCAGCAGCCUGGUUAUUUCAAGAAUUAUCAUGAAAAUGGGGUUGAAGGAUACCCUAAUAAUAGAAGGAGGAGAAAUAGCUAUAGCAACACUCGGCGACUGUCCAAUGGGAGGACCUUCAGGGCUCAACGAGAAGAUAGCAUUAAGAGAACAGUUUACGUCUCAGAUAUCGAUCACAAUGUCACCGAAGAGCAACUUGCUGCUUUGUUUAGUGGCUAUGGGCAUGUUUUGGAUUGUCGAGUUUGUGGCGAUCCACAUUCACGUCUCCGCUUUGCAUUCGUUGAGUUUGGUGACGAGAACUCUGCACGGGCCGCACUUAAUCUUGGCGGUACAAUGCUUGGUUUCUCUCAAAUUACUGUUUUACCCUCAAAAACCGCCAUCCUUCCUGUGAAUCCAACCUUCCUCCCCAGGUCGGAAGAUGAGAGAGAGAUGUGUGCGAGGACAGUGUACUGUACAAAUAUUGACAAGAAGGUUUCUCAAACUGAAGUCAAGAAUUUCUUUGAAACAAGAUGUGGCGAGGUGUCUCGCCUCAGGCUUUUGGGGGAUAAUGUUCAUUCAACCCGCAUUGCCUUCGUUGAGUUUGUUUUAGCAGAAAGUGCAAUUGUGGCACUUGAUUGCUGUGGUCAAUCGCUAGGAGCACAACCGAUCAGGGUGAGUCCUUCAAAGACUCCAGUGAGGCCUAAGGCUGCUCGCCCGCUUUCGACUUAACUAAAUUUCAACGGUGUGAAUCAGACAUCCUAUGCAUCCAUGAGGGAGCCUUUGUUCUCGUUACUUUCGUGAUGUUUUUUCUUUCUUUUUUUUUUUUAAAUCGGGCCAUAACUUAAGUAGUGUAAUGAAGUCAUGCAGCUUGAAGUUGAGAACUUGCUCUCUGUUUACUUGCUUGUGUCAUGUUUCAUGAGGUCCAUGCUUAAUGAUGGUCAUGGUUGGUAGAUGUUGACUUCUGGGUUUGACUUGGAUGGUUAUAUGGUUCGGUUUUUUGUGACGUUUUUCGAUC
This is a messenger RNA of Helianthus annuus (common sunflower), 1826 nucleotides long. Its product is annotated as polyadenylate-binding protein-interacting protein 9. NCBI's taxonomy places the organism in Eukaryota, Viridiplantae, Streptophyta, Magnoliopsida, Asterales, Asteraceae. The record is from RefSeq and is a predicted model, not a curated record. Bases 503 to 1540 code for a protein of 345 amino acids. The transcript is spliced from 10 exons. Gene Ontology annotation, molecular function: RNA binding.